UCGAGGCUUAUCGUACACCGUGAGGACGCGUCUGUGGAUGGAUGUGCGAACGUCUCAACGGUCUCUACAUCACAUCGCUGUCUUUCGAGCCUGAACACACUCCCCACAUGAGCAUCCCGCCACUGCAGCAGAGAUAUCCGCCACCAUGUGCAAGGCGACAGACAUAGCUACUGCACAUGAAGCUGUAGAUGUCAGAGAGCGUCACAAGACUCCAUACACAACAAUACUGCACAAGAAAAGGCACCCGACCAACAGCAUGAAGCAGCCAUGAAACCAAUGAAAGAGGCAGCAAGCAGCAAGAGGUCAUUCCUUCCUGUGUUGUGCCUGUCUGUCAGCCGCCGCCCCGCCAAGGCACGCAGUGAGUGACAGGCCUCACUCACUGUGUUCCUUGACAAGAGGGCGGCUAACAGCCAGCGCAGCAACACGCACCACGCGGCCACACCAAGGAAAGCACCAGAGAGAAAGAGAGAGAGAGAGAGAGGGACAGAGAGAGAGAAGGCGUCAUCUGACGUCUCGGUUGUACUUGGUCAUGGUCUGCCGUAUCAUCCGCAUCAUCUCGACAUCCUGACACCAAAACACACACACACACACACACACACAUGCUGCCUCCCUACCCGGCUGGCUGACUGACUGACUGCCUGACCUUCUUGUAGUCGUAUGUCCUGGCCAGCGCGUCCUCGGGCAGCGUGUCCUUCGGGCCAUCGGCCUCUGCACAAACAAACGCACACGCAGGGGGAAACAAGCGGCCAUCCAUACCUACUUUCUGUGUGGGUGUGAGCCGCCCCCGUCUCACGUACUGUCUUCAUAGUUGAUGAUCCUCCGUUUCUGCACAAAAACAGGUCAGUCGUAUCGCACCAAGCCUCAGUGUGUGUCUGGCUGGUCAACGCUUAUCCGUUGUCGGCCCACCGAUUCUGGCCAUGGGAUGACGGUCCCUGUCUUCUUAGAGAUGCGCACUGAUACAUAAGGGGGGAGAGGAGGGAUGCUUCCGAUCAGAAACCAUUUGCCCGCCAUCUCACCUUUCUGCCCGUCAUCAGUGUACCGCAGUGCCACUCUCGUCGUCUCUCUGCAACACACACACACACACAGAUGCAGAGAUCAUGGGCGUAUCGACCGCUUGGCGGGCAAGUGAUGUGUGGACCUGAGGACAGGGUCGAGGAGCAGCACAUUGGAGUAGUGGAUCUUCUUCUCAAUGUAGAUCCACUUGUUCUGCCAGAAGAUCUUCCGCUGAACACCAGACACACACACACACACACGGGCGACACAGGGUCAAGAAACCAUGGAGGCCUUGCCCGUCUUCCCUUUUCCAAGCUGACCAGGUUGCAUCCCUUGACCUUGACCUGGUUUCUGAGCGCAUCGGUCGCCAGCACCUUGCCCGUCUUGCCCUUCUCCUUACCCAUUAUCACGCCAACCUGAACACACACACACAAACAUGCACUCACUCACUCCCACCUGAGUGGUGCACCACCCCGCUGGUCCUUCGAAUCUCUCACCUCAUCCCCCGGUUUGAUCUUCCAGUGUCUGAUGAUGUUGCGCGGCUUCACCAUCUUCGGGCCGCGGGCAUCCCACCGCAUGUAAGGGGCCGCGCCGGGAUGAAUCAGGCAGACUGAGAGGGCGGGGUGGGCAGAUGGCGGGGCUGCCGAGGACGUGGCUGAGGCCGACAGGCAUCCUGCAGUGGCAUCAGCAGCACUGCUCGUUCCUCUCACGCCUCUCGUUGCAGCACGGAACAUCGGGCAGUGGCAGCAGCAGACGGUCAGUGGCACACGGCGGCCUCUCUCGCCCGCUCGUGUGCUCUUCUCUCUCC
Molecule: messenger RNA, 1801 nt
Organism: Vitrella brassicaformis
Lineage: Eukaryota; Vitrellaceae
Source: the annotation of a GenBank genome assembly